Molecule: messenger RNA, 7180 nt
Organism: Pseudoliparis swirei
Lineage: Eukaryota; Metazoa; Chordata; Actinopteri; Perciformes; Liparidae
Gene: pacsin1a
Product: protein kinase C and casein kinase substrate in neurons 1a
Exons: 9
Coding region: 3364-4698 (444 amino acids)
Biological process (GO): positive regulation of dendrite development; cytoskeleton organization; regulation of endocytosis
Cellular component (GO): cytoplasm; plasma membrane; endosome
Molecular function (GO): phospholipid binding; protein binding
Source: RefSeq, a predicted model, not a curated record
GAAGGAAAAUGACGUCACCACACGUUUGCGCGUGUACGUGCUUUAUAGGAAAAGCAUCCUUAAAGGGGAGUCUCACUGGGGAAUUUGCCAGAAUGCAGAAUUUUAAAGUGACAGUUCAACAUUUUGAGAAAUGUAUUUUGCUUUCCUGCUGGGAAUUCAAUGCGAAGAUCAAUAUCAUUCUUCAUUAUGGUAGGGAUAAAACAUCAAGAUAUUAUAAUAAGUGAGCCGGUUUGCAGAUGUUACAUUUUAAACGGGGACAGGUCGCGGUAGAGGGAGGUCUGUCUCCGGGUCUAAUUCUCAGGAUGAAAGCGAACAAGUGUAUUCCCCAAAAUGUCAGACUAUGCCUUGACCAAAUGUGUUUUUUUUAUCGCAACUUGUCUUGAGUAUGUCAUGUUGUCAGGGGGGCUAACACUCCUCCUUGGUGGUGUGUAGAAUGGCAGAACGGGGUCAUUUUAAAAGAAGAGGGUUACCGAGGGUUUGUCCCAAAGGAUAAAGUUAUGAUGAUGGUCAAUAAAAAUGUAGAGGUGAUCAUCUAACCGUUGACUGCACUUUAUAGAUAAUGAUAGAGAUCUAUAGGUCUGGAUUAGGACAUGUGUAUGUUAUUUCUUGGAUGAGGAAAAACCUUCAGAAUUCCUCCAUUUCCAGUAAAACGUUGUGAAAAGAAACAGUUUUCUGCCAUUUCAAACCCUUUAGGUAUUAUAGAAGAGUAGAGUUCACAGAAAACAUACAUUAAUACAUUUUAUGGGUCUUCUUUUCAAAAGAAUUCAGAAAAUACUUUCCCAGUGCAACUGAAAGGCUCAAGUACAAUGUCUUCAGGUGUUUUCUGUUGUUUGCGCCAUCUUGAACUAGCCACCGCCUGGGACUAGCUAUAGCGCCCAGUGGUGUAUAAAGUACCCAAAAGUCAUACUUGAGUAAAAGUAAUGAUACUUUACUUGAAAAUUACUCAAGUAAAAGUAAAAGUCUCCUAUUAGAAUACUACUUGAGUAAAGGUCUUAAAGUAUCCGAUAUUUAUUGUACCAAAAGUACGGUACGAUACGGAUUCAGCGGAAAUGUAUUUUCGUUGCAAAAUAUAGAGAAGUAAUAGUAAAAGUCAACAGAAAUAUAAGAAGUAAAGUGUACAGAUAUCCCAAAAAACUACUUGAGUACAUUCACAAAGUAUUUCUGCUUCGUUACUAUACACCACUCCCAGCGCCACGGACCGGCGUGACGGCUGGUGACCGCAGCCGAGGCCGUUUCAUAAAAUAUGGCUUGGCUUAAUCGGUCAAUGUUCUCGAGAAGCCCUGAGUGAGCACAAACAGAUUGCCUGUUCUGCAGCUGCAACCAGAUCCAAUCACACCGGGCAUGAACGCUCCCAUGAUAAUAAUAAAAAUUCCGACGACUAGAGACCCCCCCCAUCCCCCCCCCCUGUGAAAACAGUGUGCUGCAGGAGCUGCUCUGAGACAUACGUUCCCCUUCAUAAGAUGACCUUGUAGUUGUAUGAGGAGUAAGCUCAGCCCGCUUCAAGAUUGAGGCUAACGCAGGAAGUCAUUAGUCAUGACUCAUUCCAGGGAAGAAGGAUGCUGCAGGAAUUAGUUUGCACUUGACCGCAGAAGGAAGAUGAGGGACGGAGGGCUCCGGUCACAUUUGACGAAAAUGUGUCUUGCGCUGCAGCCGACUUGAAAGUGCAGACUCAGCUUUUAAUCUGACGGGGCCGUGAGUCAUCCUUCAUCGUUGAUCUCCAUCUAGCACGCUUAACUGACACUCAAUGUGCAUUGUGCAUAUUGGAAUUAAUCAAUUGUCGCACUGUGCUCUGAAUAACGUUCAUCAAAACGUGUUAUCGUUUUAAUUAAAAGCUAGAGUAAAGUUUUGCGCUGCGAGGCCAAAAAAUCCACUUGAAACCAUGUCGGAGAGGAGGACAUUAUCAACCGAAUGUCAUUAUGGUUAUUAGGCUCAUACAACAUAUUGUAUUGGUUGCUGCAGUGCAAUAAGGAGCUCUCUGUCAAGUGGAAGCCAUUAGUCAUGUGAGCGAAAUGGAUUAGGCUUCAAAAGGAGUUCAAUAUGGAAAAAGUGCCUCGUAGUCUCCACGGUUUUAACCACGGUGGUAAGAUAUCGACCAGACGUCCAACAAACGAAUAUUAAUCACCUUAAAGCUGGAGGAAAUCCAGACGGGUCUGUAUUCUGUAGGGUUUGCAACCUAAUUGGUGAUUAUGAUAAGAUAAGAUAAGAUAUUCCUUUAUUCGUCCCACAGUGGGGAAAUUGCAGGAUCACAGCAGCGGGUGCAUAUAGUAAAAGAUAAAAAUACAAAAUACAAUAACAAUAUUAAUUAGAACGGGCACUCGGUAGAGCGCAUACCUUCGCAUAUCACAAGAUUGGGCAUUGAAUUAUGAACAUUUUGGCAUUAGUUGCAUGCCAAUUGGAUAAAAAUGUACCGUGCUAUGGUAAAAAGAAAAUGUUGACCUUUUCAUGACCUUGACCAUGACCUUUGACCCGAUCAAUCCCAAAAUCUAAUCAAACGGUCCCCGGAUAAUAACCAAUCAUCCCACCAAAUUUCAUGCGAUUCGGUUUAAUACUUUUUGAGUUAUGCGAGUAACACGCAUACAAAUAAAUAAAUAAACGGCGAUCAAAACAUUAUCUUCCGCAUUUUCAAUGCGAAGGUAAAUAUACAGGAAUACAAAAUAUAUAUAGAAGGUAAUGAUUAAAGUGUAUUGUCAGCAGGUUAAAGUGUCCAGGAUAAAGUGUUGAGUGUGUUUAAGUGAAAACACAUCAUUAAAAGACAUCUAUAGGUAUGUUCAUCCCCUAAAAGUCUGUUCUAUUUUAGGGUGACACAAUUAUUUAAUUUGUCCUUAUAUUUAAUCUGAAAAAACACCACACAAAAAAAUGAAUAAAGAUUUUCACAGAUAUGACAAAAGUAGUGCAAUAUAUACAGAGAGACAAAGGGCAAAGGAAUUCCUCAAAACACACCACACACUGCACACAUGCAAAGGAGUAAUAUGUCAGCAGAAUGAAGGGUUUAGGCUCAGAGCUCUCUGUGGUAUCUUUUUCUAGGACACGGCAGUAGAAGAUGCCCUCUCUCGUUCCUCAGGGCACGGCGCUGGAUGCAUGGCGGAGGACACUAUUUAUAUCUCAUUAUUAUAAACGUCUCAAAUAGAAACCAUCACACACUGGAAGGUUUCCUCCAGUUGCCAUGGAAAGUUCCUCCGUCGCUUCUCCUCGGCCGUCUCGGUCUGCUCGCGCACUUGUGCGUUCCUGUGUUUGUGUAAUAAUGCAAUGACACAUUUGUGUUCUUCUUCUUCUUCUUCUUUGUGCCCUUGCAGUGCAUGAGGAACCCAGCCCGGCUGCAGAGGACAGGUUUAGUCAUUAGAGUGCUUUGCUACAUCCAGGGAAAUGUCUGGCUCCUACGAUGAAUGUGCGGUUGCUGACGACACCAUGGACAGCUUCUGGGAGGUGGGGAACUACAAACGUGCCGUCAAGAGAGUUGAUGACGGCCAUCGGCUCUGCAAUGACCUCAUGGGCUGCCUGCAGGAACGUGCCAAGAUAGAAAAGGCGUAUGGCGAUCAGCUGACUGCGUGGUCCAAGAGAUGGAGACAGCUCAUUGAGAAAGGGCCGCAGUACGGCUCCGUGGAGAGAGCCUGGCUGGCCGUGAUGACCGAGGCAGAGAAGGUGAGUGAGCUGCACCAGGACGUGAAGAACAACCUGACGAACGAGGACGUGGAGAAAGUGAAGAACUGGCAGAAGGAAGCCUAUCACAAGCAAAUGAUCGGGGGCUUCAAGGAGGCCAAGGAGGCGGACGAAGGCUUCAAGAAGGCUCAGAAACCGUGGGCCAAAAAGCUCAAGGAGAUGGAGGCAGCUAAGAAAUCCUACCACCUGGCCUGCAAGGAGGAGAGGCUGGCCGCGGCCCGCGAGGCCAACGGCAAGACCGAGGCCUCCAUCACCGCAGACCAGCAGAAGAAACUGCACGAGAAAGUGGACAAAUGCAAACAGGAUAUGCAGAAGGCUAAAGAAAAGUAUGAGAAGUCUCUGGAGGAGCUGAACAAGUGCACCCCGCAGUACAUGGAGUGCAUGGAGCAGGUGUUUGACCAGUGCCAGCAGCAUGAGAUCAGGAGGCUGACCUUCCUCAAGGAGGCCUUGCUGGACAUCAAACGCCAUCUUAACCUCACCGAGAACCCAAACUAUGCCACAAUAUACCGAGAACUGGAGCGCACCAUCCUGUCUGCAAACACACAAGAGGACCUGAAGUGGUUCAGCAACAACCACGGCCCUGACAUGCAUAUGAACUGGCCUGCAUUUGAGGAAUACAACCCAGACCAGGCCGCUGCUCCCCCGAAGAAGAAGAAGCCAGACGGAGCCCCACCCACUCCGAGCACCGAGCACCAUGUGGCUCCACCUGGUGACCGGAGCAGUGUGAGCAGCUAUGAAAAAAACCAAGCGUACUCGACUGAGUGGUCCGACGACGAGCAGCCCGCCACGUUGUCCGGCAACGAAAAUGGCGGCGGCAGCGGCGGCAACGGCAACUCCUUCGAAGAGGACUCCAGCUCUGGGAAAGGAGUCCGCGUCCGCGCUCUCUAUGACUAUGAAGGCCAGGAGCAGGAUGAGCUCACCUUCAAAUCAGGCGAUGAACUCACCAAGACCGAGGACGAGGACGAGCAAGGCUGGUGUCGAGGUCGUCUGGACGGCGGCCGGGAGGGACUGUACCCGGCCAAUUACGUCGAGCCGAUGUAGACACGUGACAAGGACACGCCAUUGGAGGCAGCUUGAACUGUCCCGUCCGAUUGCAUCGCACAUAGCCAGAGACUUAAGAGCAACACAUCCCUUGCCCAACAGAUGCGCCCAGCCUAAAUGCAAACGCAGUAACCUAAAAAGACAAUAUAUCAAUAUAAUAUAUUUUAUCCAGCAAUUGGGGGUGGGUGGAUUUAGACAUUUUAAAAACAUGAGCAGCUGUUAUUCCAGUAUAUACACACUCGACUAUAACAUCAAGGCAGUGCAGGAACACAUUGCUUCUCUGUGUAGCUGCUAUUUAACAUAUAAUGCAGCUUAUUUAAACUUGCAGUGCACUGCGGUCUGCUCACUUGUGAAUAAUGGGAAGAUAAUAUAAUCAGUUACGCCCAUUUGACGAAGACGAGCGUCUCCAACCUGCAUUGUGUACAUACAGUGUGAUGCCAUUUUUGUGUGUGUAGCAUUUUUAAUGCUGUGUGUGUGUGGUCUGUCGUCAUUCUCACACCUGGAAUGCUGUGUAGUGUUCAAAUGUACCACAAACAGGAUCCUGUCUUCUUUUUACUUUCUUUUCUUCUUCUUCUUUCUUUGUGAUUUGGCCCCACCUCCUUCCCAGUGUGUGCAGUGCUAUGUGUUUUUAACUGUUUCUGAACUUUGCAUAGCAGCAUGUGCUAUGCAAAAAAACCACAAAAGAAGAAAAAAGAAACUUGCAUUCCCCGAAUCCUGCAGCCUCCUUUGGGAGACAACUUGAUGCAACGACAAAAUGCAGAGUUUAUUGAUUAGCAUCACAUUCUUCUGGACAUGAACCGCUUUUAUGUUGGUUUUGUUUCUUCUUCUUUCUUUUUUUGACAUAUUUAUUUUUCCUAGCAUCACAAACCCGUUGACGAUAUCAUCUCCAUGCAACCCGAGGGAAAAGGGAUACACCGUUUCUGCAGAGGCUUUUCAUUCUCGGUUCAGUAAUUCUGCUCUCAUUUUUAACCCAUGACUGCUAACGCGAGCCAUACGUUCCCUCGGAGCCAAGUGGGGUCAAGUCAUCUUCUUGAGGUUGCCGCCGCAGUAUAUAAGAGGUGGGUUCUGAACAAUGGGCCGGGCACUAUUUCUUCAAGAGCGAGACGGGGGCCAAUGGAGGCCGGCGGUUGUCUGAAGAUCGGAAGCCUCUUCAACAGGAUGUGAAUGUACUUGUGUUCGGGCUCGAAAGAGGACGCGUUUGUCGAAACACUGUUCUCCGCCGUUAUUCAUGUGGCCCGUGUUUCCCUGUUGAGCCAAAGAAUGAACCCAAUUCACAUCAACUAUCCGUUUUCUCUCCAUGCAAUAACUGUCACAUAUCGCAUGUGUAAACAGCUUCAGUGAUGAUCAACUUGUAGCCGCCUCCCCAGUCCACCCGAACGCCACGCGAUGACACAGGGAAUACAUUUGUGCUGCAAUGCAUGUAAGAUGACUCGCGCACACAGUGCAUCACAUGGUCAUUUAAAAAAAAUCCUUCACUUAAUACGUAGAAAUUAAAUUUAUAUCAGGAAAUGUUGAUUCUUGCGUAAUCUUGCUACACGUUGCACCUAAAUCUAUGAUUAGGAUGGAACAGAUGUUUGUUUGUUUACUUUUUUUUUUUUUUAUAACUUAGUUGUCCUGAAGUUUUUUUUUAUUUCAUUGGACCAACAGCAGUCAGAUGUGUUUAGCUCUGUGUCUGGAACAGGAUUUUGGCAGGUUUGGGUCUCACACAUGAGGAGAAACACAUCACCAGCUCACAAGUUGUGUCUUAGAGUAAAGCUGUCCAGCAUAGCAAAAAGGACUACUGUCAUUAAACUGUCCCACUUCCAUAUGCACACACAGACACACACACAGACACACACACACAGACAUACUUAUAUAUAUACACAUACAUGCACUAUACACACAAAUUCAAACAUAUUCCACAUUACCAGGUUAAUAUUUUGGGGGUGAAACAUCAUCCAGUGUGUAUGAGUUGUGUAAAUGUAAUAGAAACAAAAGUUACAAAAAAAAUGCAAGUAAUUGACUAUUAAGACAAGAUGUAGUGUUAUACAUGUAAAUGUGAUUCAUUAAAAAUAACAGCAAUGGAAAACAUAUUAACUAAUAGGUACCAUAUCGUAUGACUUUCAUUGCAAUGGAAUUGUCAGUGUAUCAUAAAUAAGCGUGACGAUAUCCCACGCUGUCAGAUUUGUAUAUGAUGUAAUUUAAAGAUUAUAUUCUAUUGUAACUGUACAACUGUGUUGAGUUGAAAAAUGAGACCUAACCAUGUUGAGGCAGUAAAAAUGUGUACAUGUAAAUGCUUUUUUAUGUUGAUGAUCUCUUCCUUAUGCACACGGGGGACAGCAGCUCAUGUUGUGGAAACCCCUAUAUUAGCGGUCUAGAAGAUGUAUGUUAAUAGUUGGUGAUGUACUUUUAUCUCCUAACUGGUGUAGUGCCUGUUCAUCUUGCUGUAACAAGAAGUUCAUUUAAAUAUGCAUAAAGAUGAUUAUGAUCACAGAUAAUAAUG